AUGCGACGCGAAGGGGGCCAUGCUAAAGAGAUUCUGCACUGCCUGAAGAACAAGUACUUCAAAGAGCUGCAGGACCUGGAGGUAGAUGGCCAAAAAGUUGAAAUGCCGCAGUCGCUCAGCUGGUAUCCGGAAGAGUUAGCCUGGCACACUAACUUGAGUAGAAAAAUCUUGCGCAAAUCACCAGAACUGGAAAAGUUUCAUCAGUUUCUGGUUAGCGAGACAGAAUGUGGAAAUAUCAGUCGUCAGGAAGCUGUUAGUAUGAUCCCACCUCUGCUCCUGGAUGUUAACCCUCAUCAUAAGGUUCUAGAUAUGUGUGCUGCACCUGGAUCUAAGACUGCACAACUUAUUGAAAUGUUACAUGCAGACAUGAACGUUCCUUUUCCCAAGGGUUUUGUAAUUGCUAAUGAUGUUGACAACAAGCGUUGCUAUCUGCUGGUUCAUCAAGCUAAGAGGUUAAACAGUCCAUGUAUCAUGGUAGUAAAUCAUGAUGCCUCCAGCAUCCCUAAUCUACAAAUAGACGUUGAUGGAAGAAAAGAGGUCCUCUUCUAUGACAGGAUUUUGUGUGACGUCCCCUGCAGUGGAGAUGGAACCAUGAGGAAAAACAUUGACGUAUGGAAGAAGUGGACUACACAAAAUAGUUUACAGCUCCAUGGAUUGCAGUUAAGAAUUGCAACUCGUGGUGUUGAACAGCUUGCAGAAGGUGGGAGAAUGGUAUAUUCUACUUGUUCACUGAAUCCUAUUGAAAAUGAAGCUGUGAUUGCAUCCCUACUGGAGAAGAGUCAAGGUGCCUUAGAACUUGCUGAUGUCUCUUCUGAGUUGCCAGGUUUGAAGAGGAUGCCAGGAAUUACAAAAUGGAAGGUGAUGCUGAAAGAUGGACAGUGGUUUGAAGAGUGGAAAGAUGUACCUUCUAAUAGACAAACACAAAUACGCCCUACUAUGUUUCCAGUAAAAGAAGAAGAGAAGCUAAAGGCAAUGAAUCUAGAGCGCUGUCUUAGGAUAUUGCCACAUCACCAGAACACAGGAGGUUUCUUUGUGGCUGUAUUAAUAAAAAAAUCUCCAAUGCCAUGGAAUAAACGUCAGCCUAAGGUUAAUCAGAAAUUACCACAGAGAACAGGAGAUACUAUAGUGACAGCAACUAAUUCAGAGGAUGGUUCUGAAGACAUCAUUGAAGAACCAAUACUUGCAGAAAAUGAAGAGUCUAAGAAAAUGCAAAAAUUGCAGAAUUCAGACACUGAGCAAAACAAAAAGGAAGGAGUAUGUGGACCACCACCAUCUAAAAAAAUGAAAUUGUUUGGUUUUAAAGAGGACCCGUUUGUGUUUCUCCCUGAAGAUGAUCCAUUGUUCCCUCCUAUCCAGAAAUUUUAUGCAUUGGACCCUUCAUUUCCCAAGAUGAAUUUACUAACUCGAACUCAAGAAGGGAAGAAGAGACAGCUGUACAUGGUUUCUAGGGAGCUAAGGAAUGUGCUUCUGAACAACAGUGAGAAGAUGAAGGUUAUUAACACAGGAAUAAAAGUCUGGUCUCGCAACAGUGAUGGUGAGCAGUUUGGAUGUGCCUUCAGAUUAGCACAAGAGGGAAUAUAUACCCUAUACCCGUUCAUUCAUGCAAGGAUUAUAAAUGUCUGUAUAGAAGAUGUUAAAAUUCUGCUAACCCAGGAGAAUCCAUUCUUAAGUAAAUUUAGCAGUGAAACACAGAAGAAAGUCAAAGAUAUGGCAAUGGGAAGUAUAGUUCUGAAGUAUGACCCUGACCCUGAGAAACCUGAUACUCUUCAGUGUCCCAUAGUGCUUUGUGGUUGGCAAGGAAAGACAUCGCUCCGUGCCUUUGUGCCCAAGAAUGAGAGACUUCAUUACCUGAGGAUGAUGGGAGUUGAGGUGUUUAAAGCAAAGAGGAAAGAGGAAGAAUCAGAAAGUAAAACGGAGGAAGAAGUUGAGUACAAGCAAGCACAACUGGAGGAAGGAAUGGAUGUGGAAGAUAAAGAACGUGAUUUAGUCGCAAAAACGGAAGGAGAAACAGGUGAAGAAUCUUCCCACACUCCUGUGGAAAACAGUGCUAUGGAAGUCGAAAAUAAAACUGAGGAUUUAGAUCAACUUAGUAAAAAUGCCAACAAUCAUGUAAGCUAGGAAAGCGAAGACUGAUAUAAGUAGUGUGGAUGAUUAAGUUUCUCUCUCUGUCGUCACUUAACAGCUUCCAUGAGGCUCACAUCCAGACUUUUGCCUUUAGCUGGGAAGUUAAUUUUAAAGUUUCAGUUGGAAUAUGAUGUUCUCUUUUUAAAGUUUCACCUCUUUUAUCUUUUAAAUGAAAACUAAAGAGAUUUCUCUUUACAUCUGUCUUGUUUUUAACAUUUUCAGCUCUGUAUUACCAGUGGGUUUGUGUGUCUGUUGCUGGCAAUGGACCGUGCACCAGUAAAAUCUGAAGGCUAUCUUGGAGAUAGAAUAAUGAUACGUGCAAAUAAUCGCCUGUCAUACUGGUCUGAAUCUUGUGCAGAAUCCUUUCACAAUAAAAAACUGGGGUUUAAUUCAAAAUGUACAAGCUCUAGGAAAGCAUUUUUUUUCCGGUUAAGACCACUUAUCCCACCUCACCUCCAACCAGAGAAUGAUGCUUAUAUAGGUUUUUUAAAGGAUAAGGGUGUGAGUAUCCACACAGAUACAUGUAUAGGUUAUAUCUAUAGCAGCCAUUAGUAUAAAAUACUGGUUCAUGUUUACUUAGAAUAAAGCAAUGCCCAAUGUCCUGAAAAAGAAAUGCACGAUGUGUAUGUAUGUGUAUCGUCAGAGACUGAUGUCCAAGAUUAUUCUUCAGCAUGGCAAAUCCCUUGUUAGGGAGAGCUAAUUCCUGAAGAUCUACUUGAGAGCACUUAACGUUGAGCAUGCUUCAAACUCUUGUCCAGAAAUUUGCCUGGUUAAGAGCCUGUGACUCUCCCUCGGUCCUACUCCAGUCAUUUGGGUUUGUUGUCAUUUCUUCAAGUGGGAGUCAUCUCUAAUUUUUGCAAGAUAUGUGUUUAUAGCUGAAAUAAUAGUUUAAAAACAAGGGUGGUGGUGUAUAUAUUGUUGUAGAGAAGAUGCUUAAAGGAUGUUACUUAGGUCUAAGAGGGUGAUUCACUUAAUCAAACUAAAAAAUAGUUAGAUGGCUGUCUCAGAAUUUCAUAAUAUAAAUUCCAUCCUUUGUGGCUUAGCUUCUGCAGUACUCUUUGUCCUUGUAUCAAGUUGACCUAAAAGGAGAGUGACUGGUGGUACAAGAUGAGUAUUAUCCUCCAGCAGGACUAUGCGAUGCAAGUAUUUCACAGACUGUGCUGGCUGUCAAACUGAGUUUUACGAUUCUUAUUUUUACUGGCAAAGUCCUAAUAUGGCUUGGAUCCAUUUACUUUACCUUCCUACAACAGACUUUCUGAUGCUUGCCCUUGGACUACUUCAUCAAGGGGAGUACUCUUGAGGGAGAGGUAUAAAACUGAAAUAAUGACAUGUCCUCUGAUAGGAUAUUAAGUUUCAUGCAUUGAAAAAGCAUUGACAGGAGUCCUUUUCCUCUUGAGAAUCCAUAAAAGUAGGUUAAUAAAAAUUCAGUUCUUGCCCUUGUAUUUUGCUUGUUGGAGUUAAACACUCUAUCAUAUCUUUUCAAAACUAAGUUUUGGUUCAUUCUUUGAAAUGAUGAUUGUGAUUGGACAGGUUCUUUUUUGGCAGCUCCAUAUGCUGAAGAGCAAUGUAGCAGAAUUUUCUUUUGAAUACAGGUUAUACUAAUAACAUUAAAUUCUUUAUGAGGUAUAUAAGAAAAAAUUUCUUCCAUGGCAACUUCAAGUAUUUUCAUAUCUUUGCAUUUAUCCUGGAGUAUCAGAAAGGGAGGAAGAGUGGAAGAUGAUUGUAAUUUUUUAAAGUCCUCUUCAACAUCACGCAGUCUGCAGUAUUCACCACUGAAGAGGGCCAUUAAUUUAUGAACCUUAUUAAAGCAUAAAAAUACCAGAGGUUAAGUAUUAAAAUUCUGUUAAAAGUUCCGAACUUAUUUUGAAUGAUGUGUGCUAUUGUCUCUAUUGGUGCCCUUGAGCAUUAGUUUUGCUUCAGUCAGUGACUCUACUAAGGAUACAAUUCUGUGACAGGUUAUUCUGAUAGGAAUGCUUGUUGAUACAGCUGAUUCAGCUAAUUUAAUCAGCAAUAAGUUAACUAUAAAAAGAGAGACGGUCUUGUUAAGUUUUCUGAUCCAGCUCACCACUGAGCUGUCACUGGCAGACUAAGAUGAGAGUAGGAAACUUUUACCUGGAAACUAGAGAAAAGUGGGGGCUAUCAUCUUACAUCACCUUAAACUGAUUAGAUCAGCUAUGACUUAGACUUCUAAUAAAAUAAGAGUCCCCAUCUGCAUGAUCUUAAAUGCUUUGAGUAAUGCUUUUUUUCCGCAUUAUCUUCUCUUGGCUUUUUGGAUUUUUUUUUUUUCCCUGUCAAGUGCAAAUGACAGAUUUAAGUCAAGAAAUUGUAAAUCUAAUUAUUUUUGGUGCUGGUGAGUGGUUUUACUCCACAUCUCCAGAAAAUGCGAGAGAUUGCAGAUAUUUAAUAAGAGAAAUAAAUAAAUAAUACUAUUUUGCUUAUGCCAGUUGCUCUAUUCCAGUUAUUUUUGUUUUGAUUUCCAGAAACCAAUAUGCCCAAAAUUCUAGAUAGUGGCUGAAAAGCCUGUCCUAGCUUCCCAGGUUGGUUGCCCUUUGAAACAGGGAGCGUUUUGGCUAUUUUUCUCUGCUGAGAAUUGUAGUAUGUGCAACUGUAACAAAUAAUUCUAAUGGUCAGAUGGCUGAACCUCCAGUUGGCUGGAUUUGAGCGUAAUUAUGAAAAGAAGACUAAAGAAAAGUGUUAAACAGUUUUGUUAAGUCUGAGAAUAGAAGCCUUUUAAAUGACCAGAUUUGAAGUUCAUAAAUAAUGAAGUUCAUAUAAGCAGGUCCUAUUAAAUGUGAGAGUUUUCUGCAGUAAUUCUGCCAUUUUUAGCCAUGCAGGACUCCAAAUGUUUGCACUGAUGGCAAGUUUUUUAUGUAUAAUAGAGGAAACCAGAAAAAGAAAUCCUUGCAUCUAAGAGCAUCCUCUCAUUAGGUUCUGCUUAGAGGUGCCUUUAAGAGGAGCUGCUAGAUCUUUAGGAAAUUAUCCAUUGCCUGCCUGAAAAAUCCGGAAAGAAAAGGAGGGAGAACACUAGACAGAUACUCUUUGCAGCUUUGCCUUUAGCAUUUACCUUAUGUUAGUCAUUUUUUUGCAUUUUGUUGGAAUUUUGAUGCUAUAGUUUGCCUCAAAAUUAACAUGCCGUAAGCCCUUGAGGUGAAUUUCUUUUCCUUAAGCAUGAGUCCUAUUAAAAGUCGAUGGGACUUCUCAAAGCAUUUAUAUCCGUCAAAAUUUUCAACCUAUAAACUUCAAAUUUAGCCUUACGUAGUAAAAGGAACCACUUGAGCUCCUGUAACUAUCCUUAUCCUAGACUGCAGCAAAGGAAAAUUGAUGCAUUUCUUCCAAUGGCAAAACUCCAGCACAGGAAAAAAGCAGUCGUAUUGCUGACAGAGUUGAGAACAGCACGGGGUCUUGUAGUGUUUUCUUUCUCGGGCCAGUCUUGUAAAGAAGCUAAAAAAAUAGGCAUAGACAGAAUAGCAAGUCUGUUAUUUCCAAUAAAAGUCUAGAUAGUCUGUUGGCUUUGUAAAGCAACUACUUACAGUGUCAUAUGUUUUUGCCUUUUCCUAAAGCAUAUAUUGUAGCCUAAACAAAAGUAGGUAACAAAGGCUAGUAAAACUGGCUAGAAAAGAGCUCAAAUACAGAGCUGUCACAAGAGAGUGGCUGCCUGUUUGAAAGGCUGAGGUGGCGGCCUGGAAAAUAACCGUGAUGCCUCAAUGCACCCCCAUUGCCAUAUAGGAGCUACGGAAGAACCAUGGCCACCAUGUUUUAAAGGGUUUAGCAGCGACACUGAAAUUCAACCAGCUGUAUGUCGAUGCCUGCAACACGAGUGUGCAGAACUGGAUUAAAAACUACCUCACUGGGAAGCUUUUGCUAACCAAAAUACAGGAGGCAUCCAGCAGUUGCAUAAAGGAGCUCAAGGACCUUGCUGUUUCAAGCGCUGGUAAGGGCACGUUUCAGAACGGCAGAGGGCAGCUCGACCUUGUUUGCUGGGUGUUUGUACCCACGUAGCUUCAAGCGGCUUUCUAAUGCCUGUGCUGAUAGUUGUAUCAAAGCCAUAAGUAGAUUUAAUUAUGCAAUUUGUUGUUCUGGGUUUCUUAAACCCGAGGCUUAUUUCUGUACUAUACUCUUGUUUAUUUCUUACAGUAUCUACUUGAGUUAUAAAUAAAAAAGAAAACUUUUCUUAUUUCUGCCUUUGGAGUUUAUAUCAAGUUACACAUAACAGACUGUUGGCUAUAUAAAUAACAAUGUAUAACCCUG
Molecule: messenger RNA, 6372 nt
Organism: Struthio camelus australis
Lineage: Eukaryota; Metazoa; Chordata; Aves; Struthioniformes; Struthionidae
Source: RefSeq, a predicted model, not a curated record